GAACGAGAGCAUCGUACACAGAGAGAGAUGGCGAUCAUGCAGUUGCUGCGUCACCCGAACAUCUGCCAACUUAAAGAGUGGAUGACCGAAGGUGACCGAUACUACAUGUUUCUAGAGUAUGUAGACGGAGGUCAGCUACUAGAUUAUAUUAUCAGUCAUGGAAAAUUGCGUGAGAAACAAGCUCGAAAAUUCUCUAGACAGAUUGUCAGUGCUCUUGAUUAUUGCCACCGGAAUUCUAUUGUACAUCGAGAUCUCAAGAUUGAAAAUAUCCUGAUCACCCGGGACGAAAACAUAAAGAUCAUUGAUUUUGGGCUGUCCAACAUCUACUCGCCUUUACGCCAGCUAAACACUUUCUGCGGCUCGCUCUAUUUUGCUGCACCGGAAUUACUACAGGCACACAAGUAUAUUGGACCCGAAGUAGACGUCUGGAGUUUGGGAAUUGUGCUGUAUGUAUUGGUGUGUGGCCGAGUACCUUUUGAUGACACAAGUCUGCCAGCCUUGCAUGCAAAGAUAAAAGCAGGCGUCGUUGUUUAUCCAGACCAUCUUUCAAAAGACUGCAUUCAUUUAUUAUCAAACAUUCUUGUCGUCGAUCCCCUCCAGAGGAAAGACCUGAGCUUUGUUCGCAACCAUCCCUGGCUCAACAAAGGUCACGAUGCACCUGUCGAUAAUCAUCUCCCACACAGACUACCCCUAACCACUCCAGAU
Messenger RNA from Phycomyces blakesleeanus NRRL 1555(-), 705 nucleotides. RefSeq lists its product as hypothetical. Gene Ontology annotation, cellular component: cytoplasm. Gene Ontology annotation, biological process: intracellular signal transduction; protein phosphorylation; microtubule cytoskeleton organization. NCBI's taxonomy places the organism in Eukaryota, Fungi, Mucoromycota, Mucoromycetes, Mucorales, Phycomycetaceae. The transcript has 4 exons. The record is from RefSeq and is a predicted model, not a curated record. Gene Ontology annotation, molecular function: protein serine/threonine kinase activity; tau-protein kinase activity; ATP binding. The annotation marks the transcript as partial.